GACAUUCAUUGGGCCGUACCAUUCUUGGACCUAAGGAAAAUAUUCUCUCGCUUAAACGAGAAGAUCUUGUCGACUAUAUUGCCAAGAAUUACACCGCUGACCGCAUGGUUUUGGUAGGAACCGGUGGAAUUGAACAUGACGAACUUGUUAAAUUGGCUGAAAAGCAUUUUUCCUCUCUCCCUGCAUCGUCAAAUGCCUUAUUCUCUCCAUAUGUCGAAAAGCCUCCGUUCACUGGUUCCGAAGUUCGAGUCAGAAAUGAUGAAUUACCACAGGCCCAUAUAGCCCUUGCUGUUGAAAGCGUUGGAUGGACAUCGCCCGAUUAUUAUACUAUGCUUGUUGCCCAAGCUGUAAUUGGUACAUGGGAUCGCUCUCUUGGUGCUGCCCCUCAUGCUUCGUCUCGUCUUUCUCAUAUCGUUUAUAAACACCAUCUCGCAAAUUCCUACCAUGCAUUCAAUACAAGCUAUAGUGAUACUGGAUUGUUUGGCAUUUAUCUUGUUUCUGAAAACAAAACACAACUAGACGACUUGGUACAUUUCGCCUGUAAAGAAUUAUGGAGGUUGCACACAUCAGUCACAGAGGCAGAAGUAGAACGUGCUAAGCAACAACUCAAAGCUUCGCUUUUGUUGAACCUCGAUGGUACAACGGCCAUCGCUGAAGAUAUAGGACGUCAAUUAAUAACAACAGGCAAGAGACACAGUCCGAAGGAAGUUGAAUCUAUUGUAUCCAAUAUCACGGCCAGUGAUGUUCGUCGUUGCGCGGGCGAAUACAUAUGGGAUAGAGAUGUCGCAGUAGUUGGUGUUGGGCCAGUUGAAUGCAUUCCUGACUAUAAUCGUGUACGUGGUGAUAUGGCUACAAACCGAUUCUAA
Molecule: messenger RNA, 866 nt
Organism: Racocetra persica
Lineage: Eukaryota; Fungi; Glomeromycota; Glomeromycetes; Diversisporales; Gigasporaceae
Source: the annotation of a GenBank genome assembly